Polypterus senegalus (gray bichir) is the source of this 1925-nucleotide messenger RNA. RefSeq names its product SET domain containing 4 (gene setd4). The transcript is spliced from 11 exons. Gene Ontology annotation, molecular function: histone H3K36 methyltransferase activity; protein binding; transcription coactivator activity. The coding region runs from base 237 to 1577 and encodes 446 amino acids. Gene Ontology annotation, biological process: peptidyl-lysine monomethylation; peptidyl-lysine trimethylation; peptidyl-lysine dimethylation. The record is from RefSeq and is a predicted model, not a curated record. Lineage: Eukaryota; Metazoa; Chordata; Cladistia; Polypteriformes; Polypteridae.
CACAAUUAAAGAAGUCGAGCGUGUAAUCCUACGUCAUAGACCUGUAUUUUUUUCUGCUAAGAGACUGUCCAAUACAUUAUUUCAGGGUAAUUUGGGCCAUACCACUUCGAAUCGGAUUUACUGGAGUUUCCAGGAAAAGACGCUUCCAUGAGGCAUUGCUAUGCUUUUGAAUUAUAUGAGGGCAUUCUAGAACGCUUCUGGGACUGAGCAACUAACCGAAUCCUGAAUUAUGCAACAUGGCAUGCGUGAACUUCCAAGAAUGUAAAAAAAACCUGGGGAGGACUGGCAGAAAAAGAAAGAAGAAAGACAAACAGACACAUGUAGGCACAGGAGUUAACCUGAGUUACAGACUAGAAUAUGUUCAGCUGCAAAGGUGGUUGAAAUUGAGGGGAUUUACAUCCUGUCAUCUUUUGCCAGCCAGCUUUCCAGAUACUGGAAGAGGUUUGAUGACCACAAAGGAAUUGCAGGCUGGUGACCUCAUUAUCUCUUUACCAGAGAGCUGCCUACUAACAACCUCAACAGUGCUUAAGAGUUACAUGGGUGACUAUAUUAAAAGAUGGAAGCCUCCUGUAUCACCCUUAUUGGCACUCUGUGUGUUCUUAAUUGCUGAACUUCACUUUGGGACACAGUCUGACUGGAAGCCCUACAUAGACAUUCUCCCAAAGACAUUUGAUUGCGCUGCUUAUUUACCAGGCAACAUUACAGACCUGCUUCCUGAACCUCUGCGUGGAAAAGCAAAGGAUCAGAGAGUUAUUGUUGAGGAGCUUUACCUCUCAUCCCGGAAGUUCUUUCACUCUCUACAACCUUUAUUUACUGAACAAAUCGAUGAUAUCUUCACUCUUGAUGCCCUGAGGUGGGCCUGGUCUAGUGUUAAUACCCGCACUGUAUACAUGAAAAAUACCCAAAGUGAGUUUCUUUCUAGAGAUGUGGAUGUAUAUGCCUUAGCUCCCUAUUUGGACUUGUUGAAUCAUAGUGCAACAACACAGGUAACUGCUGCAUUCAAUUUAAAUACCAGAUGUUAUGAGAUCAAAGCAGAAUCAAGAUGGAGAAGAUAUGAACAAGUAUUUAUAUGUUAUGGACCUCAUGACAGCCAGCGACUGCUUCUGGAGUAUGGCUUUGUUCUGAAGAGAAACCCUCACAGUGUUGUGUAUGUAACUGAAAAUGUUCUUCAGUCCUGCAUGACCAAUAAGGACAAACUAAUGACCCAAAAGUUUUGUUACCUGAAAGAAAAUAACUUUUUAGAGAACUUGACUUUUGGAUGUGAUGGCCCAUCCUGGAGAUUAAUGACCGCUCUGAAGGUGCUAUGCCUUGGGCCAGAUGACUAUUCCACCUGGAAGCAGGUUCUGCUUGGAGGCCCAGUUUCAGUUGAAAACGAGAGAAUGAGCUUCAGGCUGGCACAAUCUGUUUGUAACUAUCUGCUGCAUGUAAACGAUAAGAGCUUGCAGAAAAUUGAUCUUAUGAGGCUUCACAACAGAGGCAAUCUGAAAGAACAAUUGGAUCUGAUUCAGCAUUUACGGGAAGAGGAACUGCUUCUCCUCAAAUACUCGGCAGAAAUGUUAACAAGUCACACUCCAUGACAAUCAGUGACUCUGCGGCCAAGAAGAAAAAUACCUGCUUGUCUACUGCCAGUGUGUCUGUAUGCUGAGUGUAAGACGCUUUUUCUCAUGUGCAAUGCUUUCUGAUUUACUUUUAAGAUACUUGAAAAGCUAAGUGGUAAAACUCAGUCCUCUACUGUAUGCUUUAAAAGUGGCUUUAUACGUUAAGGAGUUGGAGGGCCAGAUUUUAAUGGUAAAAGGUAUUAACUGCUUUUGCAAGACCUUAGAAGGAUGAGGGAUUCUAUUUUUUACAAAAAGAGUACUUUUGUAACUUUCACUCAAGUAACAUGAUCACUGUUUGAAAUGUAUUAAAAAAAAAUAAAACCAAAA